UUGGGAACAGUAAUGGGCCAAUCUGGCACCCGAAACAAAAUCUACUGCCCUGAACUUGUGUUUGUGUUCUCGUUCCCGCUGCACUGCUUCCCCAAUCUUCUUCCUGGUGAUCAAGGUAUCAAAAUCGAAACAGGUGUGUUGUGAAAGAUGAGUUGUAUUGUUAGGGCUGCAUUGAGAUCCAAUUGCAGUCCAAGUGUUUGUGCAUUUGUUCAGAGAAGUUUUGGCCUCCCCGUGAGGUGUUUCUCCACUGAAGCAGAACAGCCACCUCUGAAUUCAACUACCCCUCCUCCCUUCUUUGACGUUGACCAUUCUGGAGUGACAUAUGCUAGGCUGCUUGGUAUCCGUAAACAUGUACUGAAAACAGAUAUCAUCAACUUCCUUGAAGGUUGUAAUUUGACUCUGGAGGAUGUUAAAUUUGAUUACAACCGUAGCCUUAUACCAGUUUCAACGUUGUUGCAAUUCCCUUCUCGUGAUUCCUAUGACAAUGCUAUAAGGGUGAUUGUAAAGAAGGGUCGCAUCUACAAAUUGGAUAGGGCUAAUCGAUCCCAAUGGGAUAUAGUAAAGCCAUAUGAUGGAAAAACUAUUUUGAUUCAAGGAAUGGCUCGAACUGCUAAUUUUGAAGAUGUAGUGCGAACCCUGUCCGGUUGUGAAUAUGAUUCCUCCUCCAUCAACUUGUUUUUGAGGCGAGGAGAAGAGUGGGCUGCAGAACCUAUUAAAUUGGCCACAGUGCGUUUCCAUUCAAGGACUCAAGCAAUUAAUGCAUUCAUCGCAAAAAAUGGAACAUUUUGCCAAAACAGUCGCAUUUCGGUACAAAUUUUGCAGUAAUGCAUGCCCCUUACUGGUGCUGGUAUUAUAUUAGUACUACUUUAACAGAGCAUAGAGUAUUUAACUAGUUUUUUUUUCAUUUCAUGGUUAUUUGGGAUUUUCAUAAUGCCUCUCUGGUUUAAGGAAAUGUUAAAAUUGUGGUAAAAUGUCUACCUUGAGUAGUAACACUUGACAAAUUAGUUGAUCGGUUAGUGAUGAAGAGGUUGGUUUUUCUUUA
Messenger RNA from Vigna angularis (adzuki bean), 1042 nucleotides. RefSeq lists its product as uncharacterized. Lineage: Eukaryota; Viridiplantae; Streptophyta; Magnoliopsida; Fabales; Fabaceae. The transcript is spliced from 7 exons. Gene Ontology annotation, molecular function: nucleic acid binding. The record is from RefSeq and is a predicted model, not a curated record. The coding region runs from base 148 to 825 and encodes 225 amino acids.